Clonostachys solani is the source of this 1458-nucleotide messenger RNA. NCBI's taxonomy places the organism in Eukaryota, Fungi, Ascomycota, Sordariomycetes, Hypocreales, Bionectriaceae. The record is from the annotation of a GenBank genome assembly.
AUGGAAAUAGGCAAACGGAACAUCCAUGAGCGAAAGAGUCUGCCCAUGGCGCGCUUUGACACUGGGCUCUUCUUCCACGCCUUUGACAUCGGAGUUGUCUGCAGGUCGAAGCCCAACACUGUUCGGCCCAUGCUGGAGCAACUUUUCGACUUGCAUGAGAAAGGAGUGUUGCGGCCAGCUUUCCCGUUGCAAGUGCAUGGCGUGUCAGACCUAGAGAAGAUCCUCCGAGUCAUGCAGCGAGGCGAUAACAUGGGCAAAAUUGUGAUAGAGAUGCGACCCGAAGACAAGGUAAAGGCCGUCCUAGAGAGGAAGCCAACCACCUCACUUAGGAAGGAUGCAACUUAUAUGGUAGCUGGCGGUCUUGGGGGGCUCGGAAGAAGUAUGGCCGCAUGGCUUGUAGACCGCGGCGCCCGCCAUCUCAUUUUGCUAGCGAGAUCAGGGCCACGGACGCAAGAGGCUCGCGAUUUUGUCGAAAGUCUGACUCUCAGGGGUGUCCAAGUUGCCACUCCGCCUUGCGAUAUCAGCGACUCCGAUGCACUCCGAUCGGUCCUCGACAACUGCUCAUCUACUAUGCCACCUAUUCGUGGCGCUAUCCAGGCGACGGGACUUCUCCGCGAUGCUGUCUUUGAGAGAAUGUCAUAUGAAACAUGGCAGGCCGCCGCCGCGCCAAAGACGUUGGGAUCCUGGAACAUGCACUCUCUCCUUCCAACCAACUUGGACUUCUUCAUUGGUAUAUCAUCAGUAGCUGGCGUAGCAGGUGGUCGGGGUCAAGCCAACUACGCCGCUGCAAAUACCUACAUCGAUGCCCUCAUGAAGUACCGGGUUGAUCAAGGGCUGCAUGGGGUCGCGCUUGACCUGGGGAUAUUCCUCGACAUUGGCUUUGCGACUCAGAAUGUCGAUCUUUGGGCACGCUGGGAGGCACAACGGCCCCUGACAGUAACUGAGCCUGAGUUGUUCCCCCUCCUGGACUGCUGCUGCUCUGAGAGCAUACCUACUCAAGUGGUAUUCGGAAUUAAUAGCUUUGUUCAAGAUCCAUCCAUCAGGCACCAAUUCUUUCGCAAGGCAAUGCUUCGAACGCUGGCACUGGAGGACGAAAAGGAAAGCGACAACUCACGGGGGCUAGGCAAGCAAUUGGCCCAGGACGUAGACUUGGGUUCCGUCUUUGCACAGGCGAUUACUUUGGAUGAUGCAGCGAACGCCGUCAAUGAAGCACUUUUGCGGAAGCUAUCUACGAUGCUCGCACUGCCUCGGGAGCAGCUAGACCCAGAUACACCACUACAUACAUACGGUGUGGACUCUCUUGUCGCCGUCGAAUUGAGAAACUGGUUCGCGAAGGAAGUCCAUGCCGAGCUGGCCAUUUUCGACAUCCUAGGUGGAGCUACAACACGCACAGCAAGCACAUUGGCUGCGGUGAAGUCGAGACUCAAGAAGGGAAGCUGGGAAGAAACCAAGACUUAG